AUGAAGGCCUUUCUCUGGAUUUGCGUCUUUCUCGGCGGGAGCUCUAGUGCACAGAGGGUUAGUCGAGACGAUUGGCGUGGUGACCAAUUAGGUAUUCGACCUCGUAUCGAACACAACCACCGAGCGAGCAGUUCAGCGAAAGCAGCGGUCUGUACAGAGUCAUGUCGGGAACAGCAUCCUCUCAAUGUGUCGACUCAGUGUACCAUUGACCAAAUCUUCACCUCCGACCUCACCAGAUGUGUGCAGAAAGAAUGCGAAACACUUCAAGAAGUCCUCGACUGGCAAACUUACUAUGCCUCCGUUUGUCACCUGAAAGCACGCGACACAGGGCGUAUUCAAGUCAUUUUCUCCUGGAUUUUGUUCGGAAUUGCUACUCUCUCUGCUAUCGGUCGAAUGCUGGCGCGGUCCCAACUGUUGAAAGGACCUGGAUUUUGGUGGGACGAUUGGAUCACUUUAUUUUUGGCCGUUAUUUCAGUCGAGCUGGCCGCAUGCCUGGUAUAUACGCGAGGUGGAUGGGCUGGACGAGAUUCCAUCGGCAUUGUUGAUCCCGGAGACAUCGAAGAGCUGUUCUUGUGGAUGUACAUCAGCGUUCCCUUCUACAUCAUCGGCACUUACGGGGCCAAAAUUGUUUGGGUUUUGCUCUACAUGCGAAUGUGGGAAUUCAACACGGCUUUCCGUAAGCUAUGCUGGGCGACCAUCUUCGUUCUGACUGUGUGCUCAAUUUCCUUCACGGUUGGCGCCAUCAUCGUGUACUGGCCAUACCAUUAUUACAUCGGAGACUCACCUACCGUUCGCCGAUUUCACCUUGGUAUUGACUUAAUACCCGUGGUAUUCAGCGUGGCAGCGAUUAAUAUUGCUUCGGACUUUUUCGUGUUGCUGCUGCCAAUCCCGAAGCUUAUGUCUUUGACAGGCGUUUCGGUACAGCGAAAAGCUGGGAUAUGUGCUGUCUUCGGCUUGGGCUUCAUUGUCACAGCGUGCAGCAUUGUUCGACUACGAUAUAUCGUGCCACUGCGGAAUACAACAAAUCCGACGUGGGACUUUGGACUCUUUGGAACUUUUUCCGUAGUCGAAGUUCAUCUGGGCAUGGUCUCCUGCAACCUGCCAGCACUAGCAGGCUUAGUGAACAGGAUGAGGACGCAUCGUCGAGCCAAGCGGCAUAUCGACCAAAGUGGCACUUCCGGCAACUCAAGUUCCACUGGUAGUGCGCCACGAAAGACGCCAAAGCUGACUACUUGGGUAGCGACGAACACGAGUGUCUCGACAGCAGAACAAAGCGACUAUGACUAUGAACAUGAGCUGGCCGCGCCACAGGCGACCGAAGCGAAACCUUCAGGAUGA
Molecule: messenger RNA, 1338 nt
Organism: Cercospora beticola
Lineage: Eukaryota; Fungi; Ascomycota; Dothideomycetes; Mycosphaerellales; Mycosphaerellaceae
Source: RefSeq, a predicted model, not a curated record